Messenger RNA from Callorhinus ursinus (northern fur seal), 1221 nucleotides. Its product is annotated as cytochrome P450 3A12-like. Gene Ontology annotation, molecular function: iron ion binding; heme binding; testosterone 6-beta-hydroxylase activity. Gene Ontology annotation, biological process: steroid metabolic process; oxidative demethylation. Lineage: Eukaryota; Metazoa; Chordata; Mammalia; Carnivora; Otariidae. The record is from RefSeq and is a predicted model, not a curated record.
UGGUCCGGUGGGAUUUAUGAAAAGUGCAAUCUCUAUAUCUGAGGAUGAAGAAUGGAAGAGAAUACGAACAUUGCUGUCUCCAGCCUUCACUAGCGGAAAGCUCAAGGAGAUGUUCUCCAUCAUUGGCCAGUACGGAGAUGUGUUGGUGAGGAACCUGAGGAAGGAGGCAGAGAAAGGCAAGCGCAUCAACUUGAAAGACAUCUUCGGGGCCUACAGCAUAGAUGUGAUUACCAGCACAUCGUUUGGAGUGAACAUUGAUUCCCUCAGCAACCCACAGGAUCCCUUUGUGGAAAAUACUAAGAAGCUCUUAAAAUUUGAUUUCUUUAAUCCAUUUGUCUUCUCAUUAUUACUGUUUCCAUUCCUUGCCCCAGUUUUUGAAAUGCUAAAUAUCUGGCUAUUUCCAAAACGUGUUACUGAUUUUUUCACAAAAUCUGUACAAAGGAUGAAGGAAAGUCGCCUCAAAGAUAAACAAAAGGUAAAUCUGGUGGUGGUUACAUGUGCAUGUUCACUUUUGAUCUGUUAUUGAACUGUAUACAUCUGAUGUACACAGUUCUAAGUAGGUUUUUAUGGUAGGUAGAGAACUAUAGGGUUUAGAGCAGGAGACUUCUAACAUUUUAGACAGAAUGAAGAAGGUGGAGGUCAGGGAAGGAGAUAAGAAGAUGAGUCAGAGAGAAAAUGUGUAAAAUUAAAGAAUAAGCUUGCCAACGAGUAUGUCACUGCAUAAUCUUCAAUGAGAGAAAAACUACCACUUCCUUUCAAUAAAUUGUCAAAACUUAAAAAUUACUGUGUAAAAUAUUUUUCCUGGUAGUAUGAUUUUGCCAGAUCUUACAGUGACAAAGAAUCCCUUCAUUCUAAGCCUCUUUUCUUACAUGUUCUCCAGUGGAAAUUCCCCUCAGGUACCUGGUUAUGUUAAACUUGAGGCUAUCAUAAUGUGGAGUGGGCAGGUGUCUUCUUUGGACACUGAGGCUGCAAGCUGGCUGAGUAGGCUUUGCCUUCCUGAGACCUGGCGGCCAGCACUAGGAUGUGUGUGGGACAAGGAGACAGGGCUGGUACCGCAGGAUGUCUAUGAAGAUUGUGCAGAGUUCUGGGAGGAUGGGGCACUGGAAGAUGCUGACAUGGAAGCUGCCCGUGGACUCUGCAGAGGUCAGAGAAUUGGUCUAUAUGACCAUUCAUUAAGAAUUAAGGCUGGAAAAACAAAAGGACUGAAGUCAGGGACUUUCU